This is a messenger RNA of Orussus abietinus, 2534 nucleotides long. Its product is annotated as probable ATP-dependent RNA helicase DDX10. The transcript has 11 exons. Lineage: Eukaryota; Metazoa; Arthropoda; Insecta; Hymenoptera; Orussidae. Gene Ontology annotation, molecular function: ATP binding; nucleic acid binding; RNA helicase activity. Gene Ontology annotation, biological process: rRNA processing. The record is from RefSeq and is a predicted model, not a curated record. Bases 1 to 2496 code for a protein of 831 amino acids. Gene Ontology annotation, cellular component: nucleus.
AUGGUUGGAAAACGCGAUAAGAAGGUUAAGAUAUACAAGAAAAGGAAGAAGAUUCCUGAAGAUAAGAGAAUUAAAGAGCUUCAGGAACAGUAUGAGGGCAUUGAUGAAUCACAGUUAAAUAAGUUUACUGAUUUACCAUUGUCAGUGAAAACUCAGAAAGGUUUGAAAGACAGCGAAUAUGUUACAUUGACGGAUAUACAGAAGCAGAGUAUUGGCCUGGCGUUACGUGGCAAUGAUAUACUAGGCGCUGCCAAAACAGGCAGUGGGAAGACAUUGGCAUUUCUGAUCCCGGUGAUAGAAACCCUGUACUGUAAGCAAUGGACGAGCUUAGAUGGAUUAGGAGCGCUCGUCAUUACUCCGACUCGGGAACUUGCAUAUCAGAUUUAUGAAACUCUUCGUAAAGUUGGUCGUUAUCACGACAUGUCUGCUGGGUUAAUUAUCGGCGGGAAAGAUCUGCAAUUUGAAAAGAAGAGAAUGGAUCAAUGUAAUAUCGUCAUUUGUACACCUGGACGGUUACUUCAACAUAUGGAUGAAAAUCCUUUAUUCGACUGUGUAAAUUUGCAGGUAUUAGUCCUAGAUGAAGCUGAUCGAUGUUUAGAUAUGGGGUUUGAGAAAACUAUCAACUCAAUAAUCGAAAAUUUACCUCCGAAACGACAAACUCUUUUAUUUUCUGCGACUCAGACUAGAUCGGUACGAGAUUUGGCAAGGUUAAGCUUAAAGGAUCCAUUGUAUAUAUCGGUUCAUGAACACGCAACGCAUACUACUCCAGAAGGUCUCCAACAAAGCUACGUUAUUUGUGAAUUAGAAGAUAAAAUUUCAAUGCUUUGGUCAUUUAUUCGGAAUCAUUUGAGGCAGAAAGUUAUUGUUUUCUUUUCUAGCUGUAAGCAGGUAAAAUUCAUCUUUGAAGCGUUCUGUCGUCUCAAGCCUGGCGUAAGUCUCUUGGCGUUAUAUGGCACGCUACAUCAACUCAAAAGGAUGAAUAUCUAUGAAAACUUUUGUAAAAAACAGCAUGCGGUAUUAUUUGCAACAGAUAUUGCUGCACGUGGACUGGACUUCCCAGAAGUGAACUGGGUCGUGCAAAUGGAUUGUCCGGAAGAUACAAAUGCUUACAUUCAUCGAGCAGGCAGGACAGCGAGACUCGACAAAGGAGGAGAGUCCUUGUUGGUACUUUUACCAAGCGAAUUAAAUAUCGUCACAAAACUGGAAGAGCGCAAGGUUCCACUUUCCAUGAUAAAAAUUAAUCCAAACAAAUUACAAUCACCACAGAGGAAAUUGGAAGCUCUUCUGGCAAGAGAUGUAACUUUGAAAGAAUCUGCUCAACGGGCAUUUGUAGCAUACGUGAAAUCAGUUUUCCUGAUGAAGGAUAAAAGUAUCUUCGAUGUGCAUGCAUUAAACACUGAUGCUUUCUCCAGAUCAUUAGGCUUGGCUAUUCCACCAAGGAUACGGUUUCUUCAGAAGAUACAAAAAGCAGAAUCAAUGAAUCAAAAGUCCAAGAAUAAAGAUGAUAAAAAAUCCAGUAAAGCUAAUAAAAGUGAAAAACAGUCCGUUGAUCAAGAAGACAUUCUCACCGCCAAAAUGUUGCAAUGUCAAAACAGUGAUGAGCAUUCGGACAGUGAUGUUGACAGUUCGAGUGAUGUUUCACAAAAGGAACGGAAUAGCUUAAAAGCACAACAGUUGACUGGAGCAUUAUUUGCUAAUGGUAAAGUGAAUAAUCAAAUUAAUAUUAUUAACAUUUAUAAUAGCCAGAUUCCCUGUUAUAAAUUCAUGUUGCAUGUUUAUUUAGAUGAAAGUGAUGAAGAUGAUAUUUUGACGGUCAAAAGAACAAACAUUCAAUUGGAUGAUGCACCUUCCGAUGACAAUUUGGAGGAGGAAAGUGUAAACGACUCGAUCAAGACAAAGAAAAAUAAAAUUAUUACAAAGGCAGCUGUAGCAAAAAAGAUUCUGCGAAAGAAGAUUGUUCCAAACAAGAAAACUACUUUUGAUGAAGAAGGCCAGGAAGUUGUGGAUCCUACUAAAUCCAAAGUGUCCGAGCUAGCCAAGCAGUAUGAAAAUGAAGAGCAUUCUGGAAUUAACAUCGAAGUGGCGAAACAAAUAUUGCGCGAAGAAGAUCGCUUCGAUAAACAACGAUUCAGAGAAAAAAUAAAGGAGAAGCACAAAGAGGAGAAGCGGAAGCUGAAACUCAAUAAAAAGACUGCUGAGGAUGAGCAGAAACAAUUGGAGGAAGAUUUUGAACAAUCAGUUGCUGACAGCGAAGAUGAAAGUGACGGAGAGGGACCUGAUUUGUCAUGGCUUCCAGAUCCAGACAAAAUAUAUGGAAAAAUUGAACACUCCGAUCAGGAGAGAUCCAGUGACAGCUCCGAAGAACAAGUUCACAGGCCUCCGAAAAGGAAAUUGAUAGAGCAAGAUUCUUCUAAAAAGAUCAAAAAGAAAUUAUUAAAGAGUAAUAUCGAUUUACAAGCAGAGGAAGAACUGGCGUUAGAACUGUUACGAAGUUAAUAUAUUGUAAAUAUUUGACUUUUAGUAUAAAUAAGUAC